CUGAGCGUCAUGGAUCAGAGUUGGAGGAAAAACUGAUUCGUCUUUUAUUAAAACCAUAAGUUAGAUGUAGAAACAAACAUCAGCGUGAAACCUCCCAGCUUACGGCUGACGUCUGUCUGUGGUGCUCAGUAAGUCACAGUUUAGCUUUUCUAUGAUGUCAGAUGGUCAGUCUGUCAGAACAUGACUGUUUUCCAGUGAACUGGGCCUGAUGACAGAAUAAAGCCUCUGAUGAAGUGGACGGCACAGCUUCCCUCAGUGGAGAGCUGAAGACACGUGGACUCUGCACUUAUUCACAUGUUUCUGUAGAAUAAUGAUCAUCCACAGGUUUCCUCCACCGUAUUUGAGUUGAACCUGUGGCCUGUAGUGGGCGCCAUGCAGGGAAUGGUCCAUAAACAAAAUCACCUUUAAAACAGGGAACCAUCAAACAUUAGGGAAACGUACGUUUGAUAUUGUGCAGUUUUCAGGGCGGCGCUGGGAGCGCAUGUGUUCUGGAACAGGUUUCAGCAGAUCUUUAAAAGAUGAGCUUGUUUAUAAAUUGAAGGAGGAUUUGUAGAAAUCAAACAGAUUCUUAGAAAGUGUCCAGUCAAAACAACCAAAUUCCUCAAAAGAUUCCAGUUCAGAAAAAUCCGAUUCUUAUAAAGUGCCCAUCCUAGAAAGACACAGAUUCUUAGAAAGUGUCCAGUUUCGAAAACCUGCAAAUUCUUUGAAAGAAUUUCUUGAAAAUCUAGUUCUUAGAGAGUCCAGUCAAACAACACCACUUUCUUUUAAAUUUUUCAGUCUACAAAAUCAGAUUGUUAGCAAGUGUCCAUCCUAGGAAACCAGACAUAUUCUCGGACAGUAUCGGGUCCAGAAAACCACAGCAGUUCCUCUGUGGCGCCUCAGAAACGGGGUCUCGCGCUGACCGGCUUUAGGACCCUGCGUCAUGACGCACGAGAGUCCAGAGUGCCAUUAUCCGCCGCCGCGCGGUCCCAUUGGGCACAGCUCUCUGCUGUUUACAGUAGACCGUGUGGUAACGUGGAAUUUGUGGGUCCAGGCUCCGAAAGGUGAGGACCACGGCCCGGACCAGAGGCUGGCAGCGGGGGGGAGCAGACUUGUGUCCGGUACAGAGCUCCUUCCAGCGCCGCUGUUGUCCGUCUGCAGCGCAGAGAGACGAGCCGUUCCCGACUCGGCGGGCUGAAGAAGACGCGUAAAAGCGCUCUGCCGUAGAGCAGGACGGACUCCGAGCUGGUCACUGUUGUUCGGUAGGUUCGGCUUGAGAUCCUGCUGUUGAAGUAAAACUUUACACCGUUAAAGCACAACUUUGUGACGUCGCUUUCAGGAGGCAGCCGAUCAAAAGUUGGCACCUUGUGUCCCCGCUCAACGUCCGGACCUGAUGUUUUUUACAGACUUUGUUUCCUGCCCGGGGAGUGCAAUGCGCUGCAGAUCGACGCGCUGAGCACCGACCCACAGACUCCGGAGCUGGCAGCAGGCUGGUGUCGGUGGAGCGGCUUGGAGGGCUGCUGCUGAGCGCGCUGAUGCGGCGGAGGUGCGCUCGGUCCCGCAGGCUGCACAGCUGCGCGUCCCGCUGAUGAAGACUCCGCUUUCAGUGCCUGUUUCCAUCCACAGCUUUGUGGGGCGCACGGACACAUCUGUGCGUUCCCGUCAGCCAGGAUCAGAUCCACCCUCCCCCGACAGCUGCAGCUCUCCGUAGCGGAGUGUUGAAUGGAUUUUCAGGAACACUUUACUGAAACUGAGGAAUUAGAUCCAGACGACUUUGAAACAACUGUCCGGGCUCGUUCCGUCACUGCUGCCCGCUGUGACUGUUGCUGGAGAAAUGCGUGUGUCUGGCAUUUAACAGUGGAUUUAAUUUAUGGUAAUCAGAAUAUUUGAGUUCUCUGGAGGAAACAUGAACGUGUUCCUCGUCGUUCUGUUCCUCACUCUGGACCUGGCCACCGUGGCUCUCAGCCUGUCCACAUGCAGCACGCUGGACAUGGAGCAGUUCAGGAAAAAGCGCAUCGAGGCCAUCCGAGGGCAGAUCCUGAGCAAGCUGAAGCUCUCCAGCCCCCCGGAGGACUUCCCCGAGCCGGGAGAGGUGUCCCGGGACAUCGUGGCCAUUUACAACAGCACCCGGGACCUGCUGCAGGAGAAGGCCAACGAACGCGCGGCAACGUGCGAGCGGCAGCGCAGCGAGGAGGAAUAUUACGCAAAGGAGGUGCACAAGAUCGACAUGCAGCCGUUUUACCCGUCAGAGA
This is a messenger RNA of Stegastes partitus (bicolor damselfish), 2231 nucleotides long. Its product is annotated as transforming growth factor beta-2. The transcript has a single exon. NCBI's taxonomy places the organism in Eukaryota, Metazoa, Chordata, Actinopteri, Pomacentridae. The record is from RefSeq and is a predicted model, not a curated record. Gene Ontology annotation, molecular function: transforming growth factor beta receptor binding. The annotation marks the transcript as partial.